Messenger RNA from Corythoichthys intestinalis (scribbled pipefish), 3611 nucleotides. RefSeq names its product pleckstrin homology domain containing, family M, member 3 (gene plekhm3). Lineage: Eukaryota; Metazoa; Chordata; Actinopteri; Syngnathiformes; Syngnathidae. The transcript has 8 exons. Bases 111 to 2231 code for a protein of 706 amino acids. The record is from RefSeq and is a predicted model, not a curated record.
GGAAACUUUUACAGCGGGACACUGUCAAAUGACUUGAUGGUAAACACAAAGACCACCUCCAUUUGACUCGACAAGUUCUUCCCGAAGUCUCCGUAAGGAUCCCGGCCCGCAUGCCAAGAUGUUGGGACGUAACUAGCGUUAGCUCGGAACGCCAGAUGGAGGCCAUGAGGCAGCCGGACGCAGUGGGCGACAUCAGCCCGGCUCUAGAGGCCACCGAGGACUUCGCCGCCCCAGGUGUGCCGCCACCUUCCGAGAAGUUGGAGGAGGCCUCGAGCGCCGCGCUGGUCAAGCUGAGCUCCGGCGGCGUGCGGGGGCUACUAACUGGCCGACGGCCCGAGGUGGGCCCGCUCGGGCUGGCUUGGGCCGACAGCCUGAGUGCGGCGGGCCUCAGGCACGGCAACAGGAGCCGGGCGCGAUCUACCAACGACCUGCUGUCGCAAGGCAAGGAUUGUGCCGCGAACGCCACUUCCAACGCCGCCUUCAAGAAGGGACACAACAGGUCUAGGUCUGAUGUCAACUACCGGACGGCUGCCUACACUGACAAUGGGCUCCCUGCCCUGGACACAUUGAAAAACACCAUACUUAACCACCAUGUGCAAGAUGAAAAGGGGAGCAGCAGUAGCAGCAUGGUGUUGAAGCAGGCCGAGAUGGAGUUCCGCGAAGGCCCACGGGGACGCUGGAGCGAGUGCCACGUGGAGCUGACGCCCUGUGAGCUUCGCCUCUACACCUUGGACAGCAGCGCCAACCGCCAGUUGGGCACUGCCUACUCGCUGUCGCACUGCCAAGGCGUGGUGGCGCCCGCGCCCGGCCAGCCCGCAGACCAGCGCACCUUGCAGGCCGUCUUCUUCAACAGCACGCGGGUACAGCUGAGGGCCGCCACCCAGUGGGAGGCCGGCGAGUGGCGACGCCUCGUGUGGGAGAAGGUGCAAGCGACAAGGCCCGCCAGACAGAAGGUGGAGAAGAUGGUCACCUUUCCAGACGCCGCCCCGCUGAGCCGUCCGACCACCCUGCCGCUGUUCAAUCAGCGUUGCCAGGACGUCCUCAAAUCAGGGCUUUUGCACCAACUUCUGGACCAGAACAACUGGUGUGCCUUCACAUUUGUGUUGAGUAGAACCACCCUGCAAGCGUUUCCCACUGAGGGGCGCGCCCCCGUGUCUCGCCCCGUCCGCCAGUACCUGCUGGCCUCCUGCCUGGGCGUCCAGCCGGACCCCGAGGUCCCCGAUCAUGGGGAGCGCUUCCAAGCGGUGUUCGCCGCCGACACUCUACGACUCCGAGCCGAAACCUCCGCCAAGGCCCUGGAGUGGACAGAAGCCCUGAGGGGGGCGGCAGGUGCACGGCGGCCUGCCCAGGAGGAGUGCAGUGCCCCGGUUCUGCAAGGGGUGCCAUUGAGGUCCAGGGAGAGGAAGCAUAGGGAACAGAGAGCUAAGAGGCAGUCGGUUACCACCAGCUUCCUCAGUCUUCUCACCUGUGUCGCGGUGGAGAAAGGACUCACCGCUCAGGGAUUUACUUGUGCAGGCUGUCAGCGUCCAGUGGGCGCCUCCCGAGGCAAAGCCAAAGUGUGCUACUACAGCGGCUGGUAUUACUGCCAAAACUGCCACCAGGACAACACCUUCCUCAUUCCUGCCCGCCUGUUGCACAAUUGGGACACCAGUAAGCACAAGGUGUCCAAGCAGGCGAAGGAGUUCCUGGAGUUUGUGUAUGAGGAGCCCCUGCUGGACGUACAGCAGCUCAACGGGGGUCUGUACGAGCACUGCGAGCCUCUCAGUGCCGUGUUGCGCUUGCGUCAGCAGCUGCAGUCGCUACGCGCCUACCUGUUUAGCUGCCGCGCCACUAUCGCCGAGGACCUGCGGCGAAGAAUUUUCCCUCGAGAGUAUUUGCUGCAGCACAUUCACCUCUACUCCAUAGCUGACCUGCAGCAGGUGAUUGACGGCCAACUAGCGCCCUUCUUGUCCAAAGUUAUCAAGUUUGCCAGCGCGCACGUUCUGGCAUGCUCGUUGUGUCGCCAGAAAGGAUUCAUCUGCGAACUGUGUCACAGUGGACACGUCAUCUACCCCUUCCAGGACGGCGCCACCACCAGGUGCUCAGGCUGCGGCGCCGUUUUCCACUCCGAGUGUCGCCAGAAGUGUCAGCCGUGUCCUCGCUGCGUCCGACGUGAGCUCCACCACGUCCAACGGCCGUCGUCCUUCUGGUCCCCCGACGACGACCCUCACUUGCCCUUCCAGGACACCUGAGACGCGCCUGAAAAACCAGCACCAUCGGCCGGCAGCGCUGAUCCGAGCCCAGGCACUUAAAGUCGCUUCGGGGAGCACAAACGUUGCACAAGGACUUCUUUUUACAGCGUCACAAAAUGGCUACUGGUGUUUGAAUGACGUAAUUGUUAAAAAUAAUCACCGGGUCGUGUUGUGCUGACGAAAAUCGUGACUGCUCGUCCGUCCCCUUACAGCUAUUUUCAAACUAGUGUGGUGCUAAGUGGUGUUACAAAACAUUACUAAGUUUUUACAACAACAGCACACCCUACGUUAAAAUUUAACGGGAUUUUUUUUUUUCCGUAUCAUUACAACGCAACUACCACUAUUUGUAUUUGCUAGUUAGCCGUAAAGUGAAAACAUUAAACGUAGACCAAUAUUGCAACAAACUGUGACACGUAAUGCUAACGAAAAGUUAUCAUUGUGCUAGCGUUUUAGCUCAUUGGCGCUUUUUUCAAUUUUGAAGUUAGUGUUAACUUCAAGACAGAAAAAUGACAACUAGUGUGUGCAAAUGAACAAUCGGUACACUAUUUUAUCACUAGUUGUCGUUUUUUUUGUAGCUUUAAUUAUGUCCUUGAUAUUUUUACACGUUUACAUUACGAGUCGUAUUUCAUGUUACAACGGCUACGUUAAAUAGUCUAACUUGGUUUUCAAAAUUAACAAAGAUGCAAAUCGAUCAAUGUGGACGAUAUUCUCGAUUCAACUACGAUUUAUUGUAGUAUUAACGGUUUUAAAAAAUAUUUGCGGUCAUUUUGUAUUAUCAUCCGUCUUAUUGUGAUUCUUUAGCUUGAGCUUUAAGUUCUUCGGUUCAAUGUAGACGACGUGAUGUUAACGACGACUUAAUGUUACAAAUUUAGAAAAGUAAGAGCGCAACAAUUUAACGUCAUGUUGUCUUAUUUUUCUUUUUGAGCUUUGCGUUCGAUAUGAACAAAAAGUCAUUAAUUUGACAUUGGCGCAAUUUUAGUAGCGCUAUUAGCCGUUAGCAAUUAGCGUCUCCCUGUUCACUAGUGACAUCAUCGACCUUGUCCAAAUGACGUCACGUUACGUCAACAUUUGAGCCAUAAAAAGACAAAUGCGCUUUACUUUUUGUUUGCAUUCAAUUCAGGGAAGAAGUCAGUUGUACUAUGAAGAAAAUAUACAUGUACUUUUAUUUUUUUAUUUCAAAUAAUUUCUGCUGUCCUGUGUGGAGGGAAAGACUUACGAGCCCUGUUUUUGUUCGCCACAUUUUUUGUUUACUUUGCCAGCAAAUUAGUUUUCGGUGUGUUUUCCUGGAUUAUAUUCUAAAAUGAACCACUUUGAAUUUGCACUUUUCACAAGUUUUUUUGUGCUUUUUUUUUGCUGACAGCCAAUAAAAAGUCUUCAAUA